Molecule: messenger RNA, 438 nt
Organism: Plasmodium relictum
Lineage: Eukaryota; Apicomplexa; Aconoidasida; Haemosporida; Plasmodiidae
Product: AN1-like zinc finger family protein
Exons: 5
Coding region: 1-438 (145 amino acids)
Cellular component (GO): cytoplasm
Molecular function (GO): zinc ion binding
Source: RefSeq, a predicted model, not a curated record
AUGGCAUAUUUUUCUGAUCUUAGCAAACAAUGUGAAAUGACUGGUUGCAGAAAUCAUGAUUUUCUUCCCUUCGAAUGUGAAUAUUGUAAUUUAAAUUUUUGUGAAUUACAUAGAAAUAUUCAAGAUCAUCUUUGCCCCAAAUCAAAAGGUUUUGAUUCGAAAGUUGUAUUAUGUGAAUAUUGUAACUUGGUUAUACCUGAUAAAAAAGAAGAAAUAAAAGAACAUUUAAUUUAUAAAUGCUCAUAUAAAAAAAAUAAAAAGUUUAUAUUGGUAUGUAAUAAGAAAGAAUGCAAAACAGUUUUAAAUGGAAUUAACAAUUACAAAUGUAAAAAUUGUAAAAAGAAUUUUUGUUUGCCUCAUCGAUACCCAGAUGUUCACAACUGUAUACAAGAACCAAAAGAAAAAAGCUUUUUUCAGAAAUAUUUUUUUUUUUUUUAG